Molecule: messenger RNA, 539 nt
Organism: Aedes albopictus (Asian tiger mosquito)
Lineage: Eukaryota; Metazoa; Arthropoda; Insecta; Diptera; Culicidae
Product: partner of xrn-2 protein 1
Exons: 1
Coding region: 176-487 (103 amino acids)
Source: RefSeq, a predicted model, not a curated record
UUGUCUUCAUCUGUCAGUCUGUGGAAUCGAAUACACUCUGCACCCUACUAAGCUAGUUCCGUGAGUCUUCGUCUUCGGUUCCAUUGCAAGUCCGGAACCAUCGCCGAACGUAGGCUACACCAGCGACAGCCCUCUCCAGUUCAUCAACGUUCGUUUCACAUCCCAUCCACAUACGAUGGCCGCCGGAACCAGCUUCGACGUGAACAAGUACAAAACCUUCUACGAGUGCGACGAGCACUGGGAACUGCGCCGUAUGUUCAUGGAACGCCACAAGGAUCGGUUCUCCGAGGAUGAGCUGGUUUGCCUGGCGCAGGUGUUCACCAACGUGGAGUUUCUGGGCUGUCGCUAUCCGGCGGAAACGAUGACCCUGAUCGCGGAACUUUCCAAGGACGUGGCCGCCGAGUAUCGGCAGUCGCGCGAAACCAAACUCAAGCGAACGUUUGUGGCGGCUUCGGAUGCGGCGGCGGCAAGAUAUGCCAAGAAGUAGGAGCUGUGGAUGUAUUCAAUAUAUUUUUUAAGUAAUAGACUAUUCCACUCAA